CUGCACAGCUUUCCCUACCGUUGCAAUUGGAAAAAAUCACUUUGCAGUCUGUUUUGCAAGGUGUGCAUUUCCACUUCCAUUCUCUGCAAGAUCACCUGCUGCAUCGGUGAAGAAAAAGUCCACUUGCAUGAAGAUUGGUCGCCUGAAGCUUGCAUCUUUGUUGCAAAACUAGCCCCAGAAGAGAGGCAAGGCAAAGUCUUUUGUGCUCCCCUCCCCCAUCAAAGGAAAGGGGAAAAUGUCUCAGUCGAAAGGCAAGAAGCGAAACCCAGGGCUGAAAAUUCCCAAAGAAGCAUUUGAGCAACCUCAGACCAGCUCCACGCCACCACGGGAUUUGGACUCUAAGGCCUGCAUCUCAAUUGGGGAUAAGAAUUUCGAAGUGAAAGCUGACGACCUGGAGCCUAUAGCAGAACUGGGACGAGGUGCGUACGGGGUAGUGGAGAAGAUGCGACACGUGCCUAGCGGGCAGAUCAUGGCGGUGAAGCGAAUCCGGGCGACGGUGAACAGUCAGGAGCAGAAGAGGCUCCUAAUGGAUCUGGACAUCUCCAUGAGGACGGUGGAUUGUCAUUUCACGGUCACCUUCUACGGUGCGCUCUUCCGGGAGGGCGAUGUGUGGAUCUGCAUGGAACUCAUGGACACGUCCCUGGAUAAGUUCUAUAAGCAUGUCAUUGACAAAGGUCUGACAAUUCCCGAGGACAUCUUGGGAAAAAUCGCAGUCUCGAUCGUAAAGGCGCUAGAACACCUACACAGUAAGCUCUCUGUCAUUCACAGAGAUGUCAAGCCGUCCAACGUGUUGAUCAAUACCCUGGGCCAAGUGAAGAUGUGUGACUUUGGAAUCAGCGGUUACCUCGUAGACUCUGUUGCUAAAACUAUGGACGCGGGAUGCAAGCCUUAUAUGGCUCCCGAGAGAAUAAACCCGGAGCUGAACCAGAAGGGAUACAGCGUGAAAUCCGACAUCUGGAGUCUGGGCAUAACAAUGAUCGAACUGGCCAUCCUGCGGUUCCCCUACGAUUCCUGGGGCACCCCGUUCCAGCAGCUCAAACAGGUGGUGGAGGAGCCGUCACCCCAGCUUCCAAUGGGCAAGUUCUCAGCGGACUUCGUUGACUUUACCUCACAGUGCUUGAAGAAGAAUUCUAAAGAGCGGCCAACAUACCCAGAACUCAUGCAACAUCCUUUUUUCACUCUGCAUGAAUCCAAAGAGACAGAUGUGGCAUCUUUUGUAAAACUGAUUCUUGGAGACUAAACACCAAUGGACUCACUUUCGGUUGGCCCUCCUGUGGACUGGUGGGUUUGGGGAGGGGGGGGAUGGUGAAGCUCAGCCUUGAGAUUGUUUUAAC
Messenger RNA from Tachyglossus aculeatus (Australian echidna), 1334 nucleotides. It is a transcript of the gene MAP2K6, whose product is annotated as mitogen-activated protein kinase kinase 6. NCBI's taxonomy places the organism in Eukaryota, Metazoa, Chordata, Mammalia, Monotremata, Tachyglossidae. Gene Ontology annotation, molecular function: ATP binding; MAP kinase kinase activity. The transcript is spliced from 12 exons. Gene Ontology annotation, biological process: protein phosphorylation; MAPK cascade. Bases 236 to 1240 code for a protein of 334 amino acids. The record is from RefSeq and is a predicted model, not a curated record.